Molecule: messenger RNA, 1834 nt
Organism: Orussus abietinus
Lineage: Eukaryota; Metazoa; Arthropoda; Insecta; Hymenoptera; Orussidae
Product: RUS1 family protein C16orf58 homolog
Exons: 8
Coding region: 212-1642 (476 amino acids)
Source: RefSeq, a predicted model, not a curated record
UGACGUAUUUUACGUAAAUCAAGUAGUUUACCGUAGAAAACCAGUAGAAAACGUAUCAAAUCUACAUCUACUUUCUGAUACCUGCUGAUACAUACCGCUUGGAGCGCUAAAACUCGCGCUAUUUCUCAAGCGUUCCCAAGUCCUGAUUCUGUAACUGUUCUGUAAUGAUCUGUAGUGACAUUAUCAUAACAAAUUGUGUUUUGUUGUAACAAUGAGCGAGGAAGUCUUGUAUUGUGAAACAGAUGACAACGAGAAGAAAUUUAUAUUCGCGAAGACCAAAGGCAAGCUUAUUGUAUCACGCGCAAAAGAUGACGAAAGGAGCUCCAAGAAGUUGCCCUCUUUCAUCCUGACGUUCAUUAAGGAAGUAUUUUUACCCCAAGGAUUUCCAGACAGUGUACAUCCUGACUAUGUACCUUACCAGAUUUGGGAUACCGUUCAGGCAUUUGCAAGUACUAUUAUGGGAACAUUGACCACUCAUUCGAUCAUGAGAGGAGUUGGCGUUGGUGAGUCCACGGCAUCACCAUUAGCUGCAGCUAUUACUUGGAUUUUAAAGGAUGGUACUGGAAUGAUAGGGCGCAUAUUAUUUGCCUGGUGGAAUGGAACUGACUUGGAUGCACACUGCAAAAAAUGGAGGUUGUUCGCAGAUAUUCUCAAUGAUUUUGCAAUGGGAAUAGAACUAAUUAUACCAUAUUUUUCAACAUACUCAACUCUAAUUUUGUGUACCUCAACAGCAAUGAAAUCUGUUGUCGGAGUUGCAGGCGGAGCAACACGGGCAGCCUUAACACAGCAUCAAGCUUUACGGAAUAAUUUGGCUGAUGUGUCUGCUAAGGAUGGAAGUCAAGAAACAUUUGUGAAUUUAAUAGCAUCGUUUCUAGGAAUAUUAAUCUUGUCCCUAUUGCAUGACGGACGAUACAUAAUGGAAUUAUAUGUACUUCUGGUAGCAGUACAUUUAUAUGCCAAUUAUUCCGCCGUGAAGGCUUUGAGAUUAAAUUCCGUCAACGAGGAUCGCUUGGCAAUUAUUGUUCAGGAAUAUCUUACAGAGAAAAACAUUCCAGGUCCUGAACAUGUAAACAAACGUGAAUCCGUGUUCCUAUUUCAAAACCCAUCAAAAAAAUUAUGUGGAUUUACAAUUAAAAUGGGUGUUUCACUCAAGAGCAUGGUACAGAAAAAUGCUAUAAUGCUUGAUGAUUUGGAAAUGAUUACAAAUCUUUUCCAGAAGCGAAAAUAUUUGAUUGCAGUGGAUAUAAAGAGAAAAACUAUUUUUGUAUCCUUCACAAAAUGCGCAGAAUCUAGAGAUGUAUUGCGAGCAUAUUUUCACUCAUGCAUUUGUGGACUUUUAGUUUGUAUGGCAUUACGAUGGAGAAUUCCUAUCUUCACAAGAACAUGGUCUCAUGUAUCGUCAUUUCCUUUAAUACGAACGUAUCUUGUAUCAAGAAAGUAUCGCUCUUUGUGCAAUGGUAAUAGUGAAAAGAUUGUCAUUGAAAGUAUUCUUGCAGCGGAUGAAGUCGUUUUCAGAGAAUUUAUUACAUUUAUGAAUGCACUGGAGAACAGCAAUUGGAUGACAAAAACAAAUUUACUACCAAUAGGACCAUGGAAAGGAUCAUGGGGUGAACAAGGUGAAGCAUUACAUUGUAAUAAGUAAGCUUUAAAUGAAAAUUUUCUUGGAAUAACAGUACCAAACGAUUUUUAAAAUUACCUGAUGAUUUAAACAAAUAUACAAAUACUUUGUAAUUCUUGUUUAUCAAUGUUGGUAAUUGGAAUAUCAAUGCAUUUUUAUAAAUAUGUUUGUGAAUAAUUGUUCAUCUACAGCAUGAAAAAUAAAUUUUUUUUAAAA